This is a messenger RNA of Prunus armeniaca (apricot), 1236 nucleotides long. The record is from the annotation of a GenBank genome assembly. NCBI's taxonomy places the organism in Eukaryota, Viridiplantae, Streptophyta, Magnoliopsida, Rosales, Rosaceae.
AUGGCCAAGAUCAAGAUUGGCAUCAAUGGAUUCGGAAGGAUUGGCCGCUUGGUUGCCAGAGUUGCUCUGCAGAGAGACCACGUUGAACUUGUAGCUGUCAACGACCCUUUCAUCAACAUUGAAUACAUGAGCUACAUGUUCAAGUACGACAGUGUUCACGGGCAAUGGAAGCACCACGAGCUUAAAGCAAAGGAUGAUAAGAGCCUUCUCUUUGGUGACAAGCCUGUCAGAUUAGUCAGACCAAAGCUUGCUAGACUGAAAUUCCAAUUGGAUUGUCCAUUCAUUUCGACUAGGGAGCCUGAAGGGAUCCCAUGGGGCGAGGCUGGUGCUGAAUUUGUGGUUGAGUCCACCGGAGUGUUCACUGAUAAGGAGAAAGCUUCUCUCCACUUAAAGGGUGGUGCAAAGAAGGUUGUGAUUUCUGCCCCCAGUAAGGAUGCUCCCAUGUUUGUUGUGGGGGUCAAUGAGAAGGACUACACCCCAGAUCUUAACAUUGUUUCCAAUGCCAGCUGCACCACAAACUGUCUUGCUCCAUUGGCAAAGGUUGUUCAUGACAAAUUUGGUAUUGUGGAGGGUCUUAUGACUACCGUCCAUUCUAUUACUGCCACUCAAAAGACUGUUGAUGGACCAUCAAUGAAAGACUGGAGAGGUGGUAGAGCUGCAGCCACCAACAUCAUUCCCAGUAGUACAGGAGCUGCCAAGGCUGUUGGUAAAGUGCUGCCUGCACUGAAUGGGAAGUUGACAGGAAUGGCGUUCCGUGUUCCCACUGUUGAUGUUUCGGUGGUUGAUCUCACCGUGAGACUUGAGAAGAAGGCCACUUAUGAUGAGAUUAAAGAUGCCAUCAAGAAAGAAUCUGAGGGCAGCAUGAAAGGAAUCCUUGGAUACACCGACGAGGAUGUUGUGUCGACUGACUUCGUGGGUGACAACAGGUCGAGCAUUUUCGAUGCCAAGGCUGGAAUUGCUUUGAAUGACAACUUUGUGAAGCUUGUAUCUUGGUAUGACAACGAAUGGGGUUACAGUGGUAGUGAUGGAGUAGAGGUUGUGAUGGUGAUGAAGGUGGAGUUGGUGGUUGUGGUAGUGGUGGUGGUAGGGAUGUCGCUUGUAGAGGUGGUGGUAGUGACAACAUGGUGGUGGAGGUGGCAGCAUGGUGGUGGAUGUGGAGGUUUUGGAGGAGGUGGUGGUUGUGGUGGUAGUGGUGGUGGUGGUGGAGGUGAAGGUGGAGUUGGUGGUGGUGGAUGA